Diorhabda sublineata is the source of this 1924-nucleotide messenger RNA. Its product is annotated as facilitated trehalose transporter Tret1-2 homolog. Gene Ontology annotation, biological process: transmembrane transport. The record is from RefSeq and is a predicted model, not a curated record. The transcript is spliced from 2 exons. NCBI's taxonomy places the organism in Eukaryota, Metazoa, Arthropoda, Insecta, Coleoptera, Chrysomelidae. Gene Ontology annotation, molecular function: transmembrane transporter activity. Gene Ontology annotation, cellular component: membrane. The coding region runs from base 580 to 1878 and encodes 432 amino acids.
UCACUGGAGAGAUUAAAAGAGACCAUUAAAAAGAUGAGCUUAGCUUUUCAAGAAGAGCUCAGGAGGAUGCUUAAUAUUCAGAAUUAAAGAGAACAUGGUCCAAUUCAAGGAAAAAGUAGAUUUCAUUCUUUUGUCUCAAUUGGGAUAAUUUCAAUUAUUUUACUGUUUUCAAAAGAUGUGCUAAGUAGCUAUCUGCUAGAACGUUUGGAAGUGUUUGAGAUGUGUUGAGUUACAUACACCGAGCGCAUCAACAAAACUAUAAAGCGAUGCAAAUUAGAAUAGUGGCCAUGUGAUGAGCAGCCCUAUAAAGUAAAUAGUGGAUAGGAGAAGCAAGCAAGUCAAUAAAUAACAUCGUGGUUGAAAUAUUUUCGUUAAGGAUUUAGGAAAUCAUUCAUCUAUCAAGCGCUUCAGUAAAUAAAGUAACGAUUUUCAAUAUGGGAGCCAGCGACCGAUGACGAUCACGGCACGUGAAGAAGUAUGAAUAUAAAAGGAGCUGAUUGUUUGAUUUAUUUAUAAGGUUUAAGGAUAAGCACAGGAUAAAUUGCAUCAACGGCUCAUCUUUUAAUUACUGCAUGUGGAAUGAGUGCUACGUGGUUUCUACCUGUUAUUCCAGUGCUACAGUCGAACGACACACAGAUUAAUCCUUUAGAAACACCUGUUACAACCCUACAAUUGUCCAUGUUGGUAUCCAUUCCGGUUUGUGCCGGUGGUUUGUCAUUUUUAUUUUGGUCGAAGAUAUUGGACAAAUUUGGUAGAAAAACUACAAUGCAGUUUCUUAGUAUAAUUUCAAUAUUCAGCUUACUUGUAUUAUCAUUUGCCGAGGAUAUCUAUACACUUGUAAUUUUUUUGUCGUUACAUAAAAUGUGUAUAAGUGGAUCGAUGAUAAGUGCUAUAGUUUACACUAGUGAAAUAUCGAGUGACACUACGAGAGGUAAAAUGAGUUGUUUACUGUCAAUACAAGUACCUUUUGGAAUUCUAAUUGGAUACAUUCUUGGUUCGGUAACCAGUGUUAGAUACUUUACAUUGAUAUGCGGUGUACCAUUUAUAUUAUACCUGGUUUUGUCUCCACUAUUAGCCGAAUCUCCUCGUUACCUUUUAUCUAAACAAAGAAACUUUGAAGUUAUGAAAGAAUUAAGGAAGUUGCGGGGGAAUAUGGCAAAUAUAGAAUAUGAAAAUACAAAAUCAAUGCUACUAACAACAACUCCAUCAAAACAAUCGACGUUUUUAAGCAUUUUUAGACAAACCCGUUCAAGAAAAUCGUUUAUCCUGAGUAGUGAAAUUAUCAUAUUCGAUCAAUUUUCUGGCAUUACGGCUGUUGUAACAUACGUUGGAGUUAUUUUUGAUAGCGUAAAUACCGGAUUGAAAGGAAACGAAGUCGCUAUAAUAAUUGGGUUUACAAAAAUACUAGCAUUCUCGAUAUCGCUGUAUUUUGUAGACAGGAUAGGAAGAAGACCAUUAAUUUUAUUUUCAAUAUUUAUGUGUAUGUUCUCACUGUUUGUUUUGGGCGUCUAUUUUCAUCAAGUACACAUAGGUAGCCAACUAUUUGACAAUAUUCGUUGGUUGCCAAUUCUGUUUAUUAUAAUAUACAUUAUAGUGUAUUCUAUUGGAUUAGGAGUUGUUCCUCUGGCAUUCACUGGUGAAAUUUUCUCUGAUCAUUUAAGAGCAGUGGGGGUGGGAUAUGUUUUAAUUAUAGCCGUCUUGGUUUCUGCUAUUGUGAGUUUCAUUUUUCCUAUAAUAAAAGACUUUUAUGGAUUGCACUGGUGUUUCUGGCUAUUUUGUAUUGUAUCUUUUGUUGGAUUUAUUCGUAUAUAUCUUACUAUGCCCGAAACUAAGAAUAAAACAUUCUUAGAAAUUCAAAAUAUGUUAAAUGGAAUGUGAAAUGUUUUAUUAUCAUUUGAAAAAUAAAUAAAUUGGCUUAUAAAAA